AUGAACCAUUUAUUAUUCGAAGAAGCGCUUGGAGAAGAAGAUGAAUAUCAAAGAUUAACAAAAAUAAGCGAUGCUAUCAAACUCGUUGCAGGAGCGAUAAUGAGGAUUAAAACUUUUAAUAAUUGGCAAAUUUUAAAAUACAGUAAGAAUUCAUUAGCAAACUAAAUAGUGAUUUGUUCUUAUCCCUUUCAGUAGGAGGUAAUACAGUUAUUGAUGAACACAAUCUUUGACUAUUUUUAAGAUAUUGAAUUUCUGAAUGCUUUCGAAAAAACAUUACUGGAGAUAGCUUAGUUGAAAGAAUAAAGAGUGUUUCUAAGCACGAGAUCGCAAUCUCUAAGGAUAGGGGUUCUUUAGCAAAAGUAGCAAUUAUUAUUAGAAAUUAGUUAUAAUAAUCUGAAUAUAAGAAAAGAGUAGCUAAAAUAAAGUGCUAUUCCAUUUGCUAAGGCUGUGAUAGAGCAAUUGACAGUGGCAAAGAAAUUCGCAGCUUCCUAUAUUAAAAAGUACCUUGUAUUAGCAAAAACUCUAAAUUAAGACAUUAAACAAAGAGUUUUCAUAAUAAAGGAUUUCGUGGUGAAUACUAGAGAUCACCAUUUUAUAAUAUUACUAAUAAAUACAUUCGAAGAAUUAAAACAAACUGAAUUGAAGGAUUAAAAAUGGGUAGUCGAUUUUGAUCAAGACAUCGAGCAUUAUUGUGCUUAAAACAAUAUUUUAGUACCUCUUUUUAUAGAAAAGUAAAAUAAACCUAAAUAAUAUGAGUAAAAUUCAUCUGACAGUAGUUCAGAUGAUGGUGAAUUUCAUUAAUAAAAUAAAUAACAUAAUUCGAAUUCUAGUAGCGAGAAAUAAUCCAUAGUUGAUGAAGAAGAGUUGUUGUAAAGGUGGAUUGCAUAAAAAUAAUUAAUUUUUGAAUAAUAAUAAAUCGAAAUAGUUUCUAGGGAAGAAAAUUUACUUGCCUUAAUUGAUUUUAUCUUAAAUCCAAUUGAGUAAUAAAUAGAUGAUUGUUGGAAAGAUCAAUAUCCAAUGGUAGAUAUUACUGAUGAUGGAUUAUCUAAUAAGAUAAGAAAUCAGAAAAUUGAAUUUUAUGCCACAGUCAGAUCUUUUAAUACUGCUUAAAUGUUUCAUCACAGAUAAAAUCUAGAAAAACUGCAACAAUAUAAUCCAACAUUCUUAUAGAAGUUUUUUAGGCAAACUUCGGAAUCUUUUUAAAAUAAGAAUAGAAAUUUAAAUUUGUAUCAUCUAGCUCUAACUAUAGAUUCUUGUUUAUCUUCCUUUCCUAAAAGUUCUAUGGCUCUAAUUUUAGAAAAUUAAUUACUAUUUGCAUUUUCUAGUUAUAUAUAUAAUCCAUUAAUCAUGGGAUUAUUAAUUGAUAUACAUUAGAUCUAAUUUAACAAAUAUGAUUUCGGCCCUGCUUUUACUGAAUAAAUUUGGAAAUACUAACUCUUUACUGAUUGGUUUAUGUGGUUAUAGAACAUAUUAUUCGAAAAAGAGAAUGAUUAAAAACUAUUAGAUCAAUAAUAUAAGGGAGAUAACCUUAUAUUCAUAAUUAGAUGUCUGAAAGAAUUGAGUAAAAAAGAAUAGAAAAUUGCAAAGUCAAAAACUUCAGAAGAUAAUAAAAUUAAAUUGACAUCUUUGUUCGGAUCACUUUAGGCUGGGAAAAGUUUGAUGGUGUAAAAUGCCAAAGAUUAUGACAAUUGGAAAGUGAACUCAAAAGUAAAAGAGCAUUUAACGCUUGAAGAAUUUAAGUCUUAAGAUUAUGAUAACCUAAUGGAUUUUAUCAAAUAGAGAGACUAAAUAUAUAAAUAGUAAUUGGAAUAAAAAAUUUAAGAUGAAUUGUAGAUCUAAAUUGAUAAUAUACAAUUAAAGAGAACUUCAAGAGUUCGCAUGUCAUAAGUCAACAGUAGCCUUUGUAAAUCGCCUAUGUCUAACUCCAAACUUAUAUUCUAGUCAACCUCACCUAAUUAAAGUCAAACUAAUAGCUAACCUAAUAGCAGUCGCUCUAUUAAAUUGCCGUCUAUAUAUGGGAACAGUUAAUACAAUGAAUCCAAAUUCUCAAACUAUGGCUCCUAGGGAGAAAUUAGUCUCGAUUUAAAAAGUAGGAAUAUAAGUAUAUUUGGAUAAUCUCCUAAAAAUAGUAAACUUGGUUUAGCCAGUUAAAGAAGACUUAAAACAGAAAAUGAUGAUGCUGCUAUGAAUUCUAUUUAGUCGAAUGAUGGUUUUUCUAGCAGCAGACUUAUAACUAUAUAUCCAUCCAAACAAGCAUAAAUUAAAUUUGAAUAAUCAAAGAUUGUUUAACGAUAAGACUAAAGCGUUGUGGAAAAUUGUCUAAGCUUUUUUAGUGAAAUACUAAAAACUAUACUAGAUUACUUUUAGUAGCCAAAUAAGACUAAUUUGUAGUAAUUAAAUGAAUAAAUUCUCAUUCAACAAAUAUUGAGUAUGAACUUCUUAAAUUCAAUCUUUGAAAUAUACUUGUCAAGCAUUAUAGAUUAAAAUGUUUCAUAGUAAAAAAUUGGAGAAAGUUGUGGAUAGCUCAUUAAUUUAAUAUAUCAUAAAAGCCAUCAUAUUGAACUCUUUUAAUUGUUAAGAGAAUAGCUAAGAACGAUCUUCCUUGCUAAUGUUGACAAUUUAACAAGGGCUAUUGUGGCAUUAAAUAAAUAGAUGAGAUUAACAUCAAAAUUUGUGAACAAGUGUUAAUUAUAGCUUUUGUUAUAAACUUACUUUUUUGGGUUCAAUUUGUUUAGCAUACAUACUUAGUUAAUAAGCACAUCAAACAUUUAUAAACACCUAAAUGAAACUGUUAUGCACAUAUUUAUAAUUUGGUAUUUUGAUAGUCAACAAAAUAAUUGCUAUUAGUACUUCUUUACCAAGUUUUUAACCAUUUUAUUUGCAAAGGCUCCCUUUUAAUCACUAUCUAAUAUUUUGUUUAAUAUUGGAUUAAUAAAUUCAAUAUACAAUGCUUUACAAUAGUUCUGGGUUAAUGGCAUGAAGAGCAGCUGCUUUGAGGCAGGAGUCUAUUUUUAUAUGAGAAUGAUAGUUUACGUUAUAAACAAGGCACUAAAUCAUAGAAAUAUAUAGAUUUUAAAAGAGUAUUUGCAACCAUUAGAAUCUUGGAAAGGUGUUUGCAAGCUAAUACCUGAAGAAGAUUCAAAUUAUAUGAUUGAAUUGCAGGAACUACUCAAAACUGGAUAAACCCCUAUUAGAAGAAUUCAACUCAAAAGAACCAAACUCGAAAAAUUAAAAUCUUAAUUGACUGUUGAUUGUUUUGAUAGCAAAUUAAGAGAGAUUAAAUAAUUUGAAUAGGCUUAAUAAGAGAAACAAAAAUUAUAAUCUACUCCCAAAAUUCCAUAAUAAGGGAAGAAACUACCACCCAGAUUAAGUUAAAGAUCAUUUAGAAACCGAACAAGUCUGAAGAACGACAAUUGAUCAUAUAAAUUUUAGUAAUUAUAUUACUUAAA
Paramecium tetraurelia is the source of this 3449-nucleotide messenger RNA. RefSeq lists its product as uncharacterized. The transcript has 6 exons. NCBI's taxonomy places the organism in Eukaryota, Ciliophora, Oligohymenophorea, Peniculida, Parameciidae. The record is from RefSeq and is a predicted model, not a curated record.